This is a messenger RNA of Cynoglossus semilaevis (tongue sole), 5981 nucleotides long. It is a transcript of the gene sorcs2, whose product is annotated as sortilin-related VPS10 domain containing receptor 2. Lineage: Eukaryota; Metazoa; Chordata; Actinopteri; Pleuronectiformes; Cynoglossidae. The transcript is spliced from 28 exons. Gene Ontology annotation, cellular component: membrane. Gene Ontology annotation, molecular function: protein binding. The coding region runs from base 178 to 3852 and encodes 1224 amino acids. The record is from RefSeq and is a predicted model, not a curated record.
AUUUUGAACAAUGACACGUUUAAUGAAUGUGUAAAAGAUAUUUUUUUAUCAGUACACAGGUAGUUGUCCAACGAAUUUUACUUGAUAGAAAAUGGGCGAAUACAUUUAAACUCAUAUUUCACAAUAGCUUAGAACUUAAGUCGGAGUUCUUUAAACGGUGCAGCUGCAGGGCAGCAGAUGGCGCCACUGCGCCGCCCCGAUGAUGUAUUUGGCACAGAGAUGAGUCCACGUUGUUCCACUGUCUGUCUGCGCUCCAGUGUUCCUCUCUCACUCUCUCCUUCUCGCCUUUCAGUGUACACCUAUCUUUGUACCACGAGCAUCAGCAGUCUGUCCGUUGGACCCAGUGAUACGAGCGCUACUACGGCGCGAAGCAUGGCACCUCUGCGCCCCAGAGAAGAGCUCUCCGCCGCUGGGCACAUCUGCGUUUUUCUCCUCAUCGCCUCGGCCGGGAUGACACUACCCGGACCCGCGUUCUGUGACCGCGGGGCUUCAACCCAACCCGCUAACGUGGACCGUACGUUUGACACGAGCCUCGGAGACGGACGCUUCCCGCAGGACUCUUUGGGAAGCCGUGACGAGGAGGCAGCCGGCACAGGCAGCUCGCCCCGCUUCAGGAGGUCCCCGUCCCGGGAAAAACAAAUGUCACUGCUCAGCAGCUCCUUCGUGCUCAAAGGGGAUGCGACCCACAACCAGGCGAUGGUCCACUGGACAGGAGAGAACAGCAGCGUGAUCUUGAUCUUGACCAAGUACUACCACGCUGACUCUACCAAGGUGCUGGAGAGCUCACUGUGGAGGUCUUCAGACUAUGGUACUACAUACACAAAACUGAACCUGGUGCCCGGGACAACCAUCAUUGUGAAUAGCUUUUUCAUCUGCCCAACCAACAAGAAAAAGGUUGUGCUGGUGGGCUCGUCUAUAAAUGAGCGGGACCAGAUGUUGUUCAUCAGCACCGACGAAGGAUCCUCCUUCCAAAGACAGUCCAUCGCCUUCACUCCCGUCACACUCAUCUUCCACCCCAAGGAAGAAGAUAAGCUUCUUGCAUACUGCAAGGAGGGCAGGGUCUUUGCUUCCACGGACCUGGGCCGCAAGUGGACGUUGCUUCAGGAGCAUGUGACCAAGGACAGAGUUUUCUGGUCCGUAGCUGAUGUGGACGUGGACCCUGACCUAGUGCACAUGGAGAUGCAGGACUCCAGUGGAGGUUACCUGUAUGUCACUUGUCUUAUCCAGAACUGUUCAGACAAAAUGGUGACGGCGCAAUUCCUCGGCAAGAUUGACCAUAACUCACUGCAGGUGCAGGAUGACUACAUAUUUGUCAAGGUGACAACAGGGAAUCGCACAAAGCACUACGUUUCCUAUCGACGCAAUGAGUUUGUCCAGAUGAGGUUUCCCAAGUACGCCUUACCAAAGGAUGUUCAGAUCGUGAGCACGGACGAGAACCAGGUUUUCCUUGCCCUCCAGGAGUGGUACCAGUCUGACACGUAUAACCUGUACCAGUCGGACCAGCAGGGCGUUUACUACUCCAUGGUCCUGGAAAAUGUUCGCAGCACCAAGCAACCGGAAGAGAACGUUCUCAUCGACAUCUUAGAGGUACGAGGCGUAAAAGGUGUCUUCCUGGCCAAUCAGAAGAUCGAUGGCAAAGUGACGACUGUCAUCACUUACAACAAAGGGCGAGACUGGGAACCUUUGGCGCCACCCACCACUGAUAUGAAUGGCAAACCCGUUAGCUGCAAAGCUCCCGACUGUCACCUCCACUUGCAUCUGCGCUGGGCGGACAACCCUUAUGUCUCUGGGACGGUGCACACUAAAGACUCAGCUCCAGGUCUCAUCAUGGGUGCAGGUAACCUUGGCUCUAAGUUAGUGGAGUAUAAGGAGGAGAUGUACGUCACGUCAGACUGUGGGAAGACAUGGAGACAGGUGUUCGAAGAGGAGCAUCACAUCCUGUAUCUGGACCACGGCGGUGUUAUUGUUGCCAUUAAGGAUACAUCUAUCCCUCUGAAGAUCCUCAAGUUCAGCAUUGAUGAAGGACACACGUGGACCGUCCACAACUUCACCAGCACCUCCGUGUUUGUCGAUGGACUCUUGAGUGAGCCGGGAGACGAAACCCUGGUCAUGACUGUGUUUGGUCACAUCAGCUACAGAUCGGACUGGGAGCUCGUCAAAGUGGACUUCAGGCAGUCUUUCCCCCGUCAGUGCAUGGAGUCCGACUACGACACCUGGCAGCUCAGCGACCUACAGGGAGAGAAGUGCAUCAUGGGACAAGAGCGCAGUUUCCGGAAGCGCAAAGAAGAAUCCUUUUGCAUCAAAGGGAAGAGCUACACCUCUGCACUCAUCACCAAACCCUGUCAGUGCACAGAGAAAGAUUUCAACUGUGACUACGGUUUUGAACGGUCCUACAAAGAUGGCGAUCGUUGCUUCGCUGACUUUUGGCAUGAUCCCGAGUCACCGCCUGAGGACUGUCACCUGGGACAGACUUACGAGUCCACCACUGGCUACAGGAAGGUAAUAUCCAAUGUUUGUGAAGGUGGGCUAAACAGGCAGCAGAAUGCCGUACAGCACAACUGCCCUCUGCUGCCCCCUAAAGGACUACGAGUUGGCAUCAAAGGGCAGAUGCUGGCAGUGGCACCCGGUGAUGACAUCACAUUUAUUGUACAUCAGGAACAGGGUGACACCAGCAGUACAAAGUACCAGGUGGAUCUUGGGGAUGGUGUUCGGGCCAUUUACCAAAACCUGACAGUGACAGAUGAACCUAUCCAACAUCGAUAUGAAAAACCCGGCAUUUACAAGGUCACGGUGAAGGCUGAGAACAUGGCUGGGCACGACGAGGCCACCAUGUACAUCCAAGUCACAGCUCCUCUGCAGGAAGUUCAUCUGGAAGUGGUUCCAAUCGCUGGGAGAAAUACCCAGGUCAAUUUGUCCGCUGUGGUCCUUCCCUCAGAAGCUAAUUUUACAGUCUUUUACUGGUGGAUAGGAGACAAACUCACGCCAACGCUGACUCUGCAGAGUAGCCUCCUGACUCAUUUCUCUGAAACUGGAGAAGUUUCUGUCACUGUCCAAGCUUCCAACGGCCGAACCAUGGUGCAGGAUACUAGAACCGUCCAAGUCUAUGAUAACUUCCAGGUCAUCCCUUUGAGCUUUAGCAAGAAUCUGGACCACUUUAACCCCAACAUCCCAGAGUGGCGGAAAGACAUUGGCCAAGUGGUGACCAAAGCUCUCACUAAGAUCACAGGUGUCCCUCAAGAGGCUCUGGUGACUGUUGUGAAGCCGGGCCUCCCUACCACUGCUGAUCUGUAUGUCCUGCCCCAGGACGGUCAACCAGCCAAGAAGAACAUGUACGCAGAUAAGCGGAUAUUAGCCAUCAUGCAGACCUUCACUGACCACAACAUCAGCUUUGUGGUACGGGGCGGUCUUCAGGUGCACGUCAUGCUAGCUGAUCCAAAUGCAGGGCUAGAUCUAUUUUCUACUGACACGUCGACUACAGCGUCAGAGACUGGCUACCACGGAGCAGCUGGAGGUCCUGGGAUUUGGGCUCUAGCAAUCCUUUUCUUGAUCAGCGUCAUCGCUAUUGGCUCCUUCAUCUUGUACAAGUUCAAAAGUCCUUGGCUUAGGACUGAGGACGCCUAUCCUCCACUGUUUUUUAGGAAGCUGCCAGGCAACCGCAACGUCUAUGCUCAGAUGCACAACGAGAAGGAGCAGGAGAUGACGAGCCCCGUCAACCACAGCGAGGACACGCAGCACAUCAUCCAGGGUGAGGAGUUCAUCGACGACGACCUGGACUCCCAGACUCUAGGUAACACUGGAGGUAGCCCCGCCUUCCGCUCCCUAAUAAGGACUACCACUAACCACUGCUACUAAAACCAAGAGCCACUAACACCAGCAGCUAACACACACCAAGGCAACCAUUCGGGUGUGGUCCUGAGCAUUAACUCCAGAGAACUGCACAGUUACCUAACGAGCUGAUGGCUGCCAUGGCAACGCUAAAAACUAACCUAGCCUAGCUGGCUAAUGAGCACAGGGACUCCACUUUGCCUUCUUCCUGCCCUCUCCUCUAUGUCUUUCGACACUCCGACCCUUGGAGUGGCUGAAGCCUCAUACAGGGAUAUCUCCUCCCCCACCUCCCUCUGUUUCCUCCCAUUCUCUUGGUAUGAUGAGAGACACUCUGCUUCACAUGUUGUGUUUGACGUCACUGUUCUUACUCAGCCAUGGCACCGUUCUGUCCUCUGUUGGUUUGUUCGACUCUGUGUGCAUAUUUGUACCUUAAGUUGUAGCCACUUGUAAGUCUUUGCUGUAUUUGUUCACAUUCAGAGUUACAGCACACUGUAAUGGGCUAACACCAGUGUGCUAAUCUGAUCUGUGAGUGACAAAACGAUUAGCCCCACUUUGAUUUAGAAUGCGGUAGCACACCAAAGUUACAGUGGCAAGAAAGGUGGCAGAUAUUAGAGCAGACUAACAGCUUCCUGUUAGCUAAACAGGCUAUUUUUUUCGUAUAUGUACGAAAAGGAAGCUGUUAACAUACUGGGAUGUACCACUGAAAAUAAUUGUUGAUUGAAGUUUCAACAGUAGAGGGCGUGUUGCACUCUGUUGAAACCGCUCUGGCUCGUAUUUUGUCUUCAGCAUCUCAUUAACGUUCAACGCUGAUAUUGACUCACAAUUGUACGGUGUGUUAUUUAAACUUAGCAGCGCCCCCUGUCGUCUGUCCCGUGGUGCCUGAGGUGACUGUUCCAUCUGCUUAUUUCUUAUGUUCACCUGCUCCUUUUCCUCAGUUUCCAUUCCACAGAUUUUCAGUCAGACCACAGAAACUUCACGUCUCUGUUUCCCUGGAGACAAGUCAUCAUCGUUGAGGGAAGGUGUACUCAAGAUAUAUAUAAAAAUAUAUAUAUAUAGUAAAAGCCUAUAUUAGGCGUAGCCCCGUGGUGGAUUAAUGUCUCUGUAAAGGUUUCAGUUUGUUGUAUGUAAAUGUGUAAAUAUGAACCAGUUUGUGUAAAUAUAUUCCCUUUGAUCUGAAUGUGUGUGAUGACCAAGAUACACGCCGGUUGUUUUUUUGUUUUGUUUUUUGUCCACUGUGACCACUUCUUUCCCGUCCCCUCGACACCACUGCCUGCUUCAUGUUUUUCCACCUUUGUAUAUUUUCAGUGUAACCUGAUGAGUAAAAUAACUUAUGAAAAUACUUGAGUUACAAAAAAAGUACUCACAACCACCCUGGUGACAACAAUGUAUAUUGAUAUUUUUGAUACACACGUCUUUUUUUCUCAGUAGAUGUGAAGAAGUGUGUUGGUUUUUUUUUUUUUAUUUGUUUGUUUGCACUAAUUCUACAAGCAGAGCUGUAAACAGAUGCCUAGCUGCAUCUGAACAAGUCGAAUCUGAUGCAAAAGCUUCGGAAUGAAAGGCUUCUACAGACUACUGAUAGUCGCAACGUCACCGCCACACUUUGGCUUUUUUUUUUUUUAAUAUUUGAUGCAGCUGAUUACAUUUUCUUAUGCUCAUCUACACAUUAAUUCAUCAUUUGUACAUAUUCAGCUCAUGAUGGAGUUCUUUGUUUUUUCAGUGAUGUGUCGUCAUUGUAUCAAUGUCCUCUUAAAAAGGGGAAUUCAAGUGGGAAUAAGGAUAUUAGAGGACAGCAGUGACUGAGUUUUGCAGACGAUUGCACUGAAAUGAUAGUGUAUUUUUGACAACACUGUUUUUUUUCUGCUUUUUUUUUUAUUAACCAUGAUUAUGCAGUUAAAAAAAAAAAAAGAAUUGUGUCAACAGACGUGCACUCAAACUGCAUCCUGGAAUAAAUCACUCCCAAAAAUUGUCCUUGUCCGCCUACUUUAAUCACAGAAGUAAAAAAUUCACUGUGUUUGCAUUUUCUUACAAAGCUGCCACUUCACCAAAAGACUUAUAUUGUAUUAGCCAUACAAAGUACUGGUAUUUCCAGAAAACAAAAGACAGAACAAGUGAUUCGUUCAAAAUGAAUACAUCUUUCAUAUGACUCGUGACUCCCG